Messenger RNA from Eruca vesicaria subsp. sativa (arugula), 6942 nucleotides. The record is from the annotation of a GenBank genome assembly. Lineage: Eukaryota; Viridiplantae; Streptophyta; Magnoliopsida; Brassicales; Brassicaceae.
AUUUCAGUCUUUGAUAAUCCUUUUUCUAUCCCUUACCGCAAAAAAAAAAAAAAAAAACUCUGACAUUGAUUAGAGAGUUGUUUUAACACGGAAACCCUAAUUUCUAUCUAAACACUUGUGCAGUCCGUCCACACACGCAAAGAGCCAGUCUUUUUACUCAUCAUUCAAUUCAUGUCGGGAUUCCGGAAAGUGGGUUGUCUUAAAUUCUGAAUCUUUCGGGGACUAAGAGCUCACAACUUCUUGGUCCCCAAAGACAGAUAAUGAGCCUCAGAUUCCAAACCCCUUUUCUUGGCACUCCUCUCCCUUGUUUUAAUCGCAAUUUUGAUGGUAGAGGAAGAAGAGCAUUCCGCAGCAAGCGUAGUAGUAUCUCCUCUGAGAAUAAGAACACGAAUAAUUGGUUAGCCAAAUUCUCUCGGUUCUGUGGUAAAAAUGUAGAGCUUUUAAGCAAGUCUCUUGAUUCUAGAGGUAAGAGGAUGAUGGAGAUUAGUUGUUUGAAAGAGCCUCUCGUUAGAAGCAAAGGUUUGGUUAGGUCUUUAGCACCCGUUUGGGAAGAAGGUUUGUUUUUCCUCAGGUGUUCUGUUUUCUUCGCUGUGAUCUCUGGUGUUUGUUUGUUGGUCUGGUAUGGACAGAACAAGGCUCGUGUCUUUGUUGAGACCAAGCUUUUGCCCUCGGUUUGCUCUAUGGUUAGUGAGAGUAUACAGCGUGAGGUUGAUUUCGGUAAGGUUAGAAGGGUUUCGCCGUUGUGUAUAACGCUUGAAGCGUCCUCUAUUGGGCCUCAUGGUGAAGAGUUCUCUUGUGGUGAGGUUCCCACUAUGAAACUCUGUGUCCGUCCUUUUGCUAGUUUGAGGAGGGGGAAGAUUGUGGUUGAUGCUAUUCUUAGUAAUCCGACGGUUUUGGUUGCACAGAAGAAGGAUUUUACAUGGUUGGGGAUACCUUUCUCUGAAACUAGUUUGCAGAGUCGUUUGUCCUCUGAAGAAGGGAUUGAUUUUCGUACUAAGACCCGGAGAGUCUCUAGGGAGGAAGCAGGGAUCCGUUGGGAUAAUGAGAGGGAUAGUGAUGCGAGAAAAGCUGCGGAGAUGGGUUAUGUUGUUCCGUGUAAAGAGUCUUCUCAAGGUAAAGAUGAUGCGCUGAAGUACAAUAGGCGUUUGAGUGAAAUAGCAAAUCUCAACUCAUUCACUUGUAUGGAUGAGAAUAUGCAUUCUGCAGAUAAGCAUUGCAUGGACACAGGAGUUGAUUAUGAUGUGAAGCACGCUGAGUUGGAGAAAUCGUUUGGCAUAAAGAUACCUGGCUCAGGGCUCAAGUUCUUGUCCAAAAUGUUAAAGGGCCCGAGGAAGUACAAAUUCAAGUGGAAUUCAAGAUCACACAAUAACUCAGUGUCUGAUGUAAGUGCCAAGAAGCGGAUUCUUGAACGGAGUGCUUCAGCAGCUCUAUCUUAUUUCCACGGAUUAUCACAACAAAGGUCUGACGAGUUGAGUUUGGAUAUGCUUUUAGUCAAAGAAGGUGGGGGAGAAACUAGUAAUCAAUAUGAUUAUCAUGUGCCUUAUGCGGAGCAUUCAUUAUCUAAUGAUUUGGAUGGGGUAAAAAAGGCUACAACGUUAGACAGAUUCUCUGUAUCACGUGAUCCCUUCCUUAUGACUGUUGAUAGACUCUGUGCGCUCUUACAAACUGAACGAAGCUCAUAUGUUGAAGAUACUACGAAUUCUAUUGGAUCUGAGACUUCACGCAGUCAGAGAGGAGAUAUAUCCAUGAAUGUUGUGAAUCAGAAUGGUAAUCGAAGUGGAAAUCAACCUCGUGACUUCACUUUCAAAAAGCAUGAGCAUCAGCCUGUAGCAAAUCAUUUGCGUCCUACUUGGCCAUGGAACAUAAAAUUGAAAGAAGCGAUGUUUAAUUUAUUAAAUGGUUCGUCUAAGAAGCUAACGGGUGGGGCAGGUCCCAAUGCUGCUGACAAGGCUUCUCACUUGAGUGAUGUUUCUGAUGAGAAGACACUACCAUUUAUGCUUGAUUCUGUACAGUUUAAAAGUGGGACGCUUAUUCUAUUAGCUUAUGGCGAUACAGAGCCCAGAGAAAUGAGGAAUAUCCAUGGGCAUGUUAAGUUUCAGAAUCACUAUGGUCGCGUGUAUGUUCAGUUCGGUGGAAACUGUAGUAUGUGGAGGUCAGAAGUAACAUCUGAAGAUGGUGGGCUUUUGUCUGUUGAUGUUUUUGUUGAUACUGUGGAACAGAACUGGCAUGCAAACUUAAAGGUUGCGAACUUCUUUAUCCCGAUUUUUGAAAGAAUUCUAGAGAUCCCAAUUGAGUGGUCUAAGGGAAGAGCUACUGGUGAGGUUCAUCUGUGUAUGUCUAGAGGGGAAAUAUUUCCGAACCUACAUGGACAACUUGAUGUCACAGGACUAGGCUUCCAUAUAUAUGAUGCACCUUCUUCGUUUUCUGAUGUCUCAGCCAGCUUGUCGUUCCGCGGCCAACGCAUUUUCCUUCAUAAUACUAGUGGUUGGUUUGGAAAGGUUCCCUUGGAGGCUUCUGGAGAUUUCGGUAUUCAUCCUGAUGAGGGGGAGUUUCAUCUGAUGUGUCAGGUUCCUUAUGUGGAAAUUAAUGCUUUGAUGAAAACGUUCAAGAUGAAACCCUUGUCUUUCCCGCUGGCUGGUUCUGUAACAGCUGUAUUCAACUGUCAAGGCCCGCUUGAUGCUCCCGUUUUUGUGGGCAGUUGUAUGGUCUCUAGGAAGAUAGCUUAUCUGUCUCCAGAUCUCCCUGCAUCUGUGGCAUAUGAGUCAAUGCUGAAAAACAAGGAAGCUGGUGCAGUUGCAGCAUUUGACCGUGUUCCAUUUUCAUAUCUCUCUGCUAAUUUCACAUUUAAUACUGACAACUGUGUUGCUGAUUUAUAUGGUAUUAGAGCUACCCUUGUUGAUGGUGGUGAGAUUCGUGGAGCUGGGAAUGCUUGGAUCUGUCCAGAGGGGGAGGUAGAUGAUACAGCACUGGAUGUGAACUUUUCAGGAAAUAUAUCAUUUGAUAAGGUUUUGCAUCGUUAUAUGCCUGAAUAUCUUAAUCCCGGGAUGCUAAAGUUAGGUGAUUUAACUGGGGAGACAAAACUUUCUGGGGCCAUCUUGAAACCGAGAUUUGACAUCAAAUGGGCCGCACCCAAAGCUGAUGGCUCCUUAACUGAUGCUCGGGGAGAUAUUGUGAUAUCACAUGAUAAUAUCAUCGUUAAUUCAUCAUCUGUUGCUUUUGAUCUAUACACAAAAUUAGAUACCUCAUACCUAGACCAGUGCUUGUCUCACCAAGACUUCACUCAAGGGGCGGCCAUGCCAUUUGUUGUUGAGGGCCUGGAUUUGGAUCUACGUAUGCGAAAUUUUGAGUUUUUCAGUUUGGUCCCUUCCUAUCCAUUUGAUUCGCCAAGACCUACGCAUUUAAAAGCAACAGGAAGGAUCAAAUUCAUGGGGAAGAUAAAACGACACAGUACCCCAGAUGAUGGAGAGGUUGAGUCAGAAAAUGGUGAAGAUGCAGAUGCAAUUUCAAGCCUUGUUGGUGAAAUUUCGUUUUCAAGUCUCAAGCUGAAUCAGUUGAUUUUGGCCCCUCAACUGGCUGGACGUUUGAGCGUUUCCCGUGAUCAUGUCAAGCUCGAUGCUGUGGGCCGGCCAGAUGAAAGUCUUACACUAGACUUUGUAGGUCCACUACAGCUUAAUUCUGAAGAAAAUGUACAAAGUGGAAAGUUGCUCUCCUUUUCUCUGCAAAAGGGACAACUAAGAGCUAACGCUUGUUAUCAACCGCAACAGUCCGCUACUUUGGAGAUACGUAAUUUUCCACUUGAUGAGAUGGAGUUGGCCUCGCUGAGAGGGGUGAUUCAAAGGGCAGAGAUUCAACUAAAUCUUCAGAAGCGGAGGGGACAUGGUCUUUUGUCUGUAAUUCGUCCAAAAUUUAGCGGAGUUCUAGGUGAAGCUUUAGACGUUGCAGUAAGAUGGAGCGGUGAUGUGAUCACUGUCGAGAAAACUAUACUAGAACAAAGCAAUAGCCGUUAUGAGCUUCAAGGUGAAUAUGUAUUACCAGGCUCCCGUGACCGAGACCUUGGUCAGAAGGAAGCUGGCAGUUUCUUAAUGAGAGCCAUGACUGGACAUCUAGGAAGUGUUAUAUCUUCUGUGGGAAGAUGGAGAAUGAGACUUGAAGUGCCCAAGGCAGAGGUUGCUGAGAUGCUUCCUCUUGCAAGGCUUGUUUCAAGAAGUACAGAUCCAGCUGUUCACUCAAGAUCUAAGGAUCUUUUUAUUCAAAGUGUGCAAAAUCUCUGUCUACAAGCUGACAAUCUUCGAGACUUGCUUGAGGAGAUACGUGGUUAUUAUACUCCCGCAAGUGAAGUCAUUCUUGAAGAUCUAAGUCUUCCAGGUUUAGCUGAACUCAAAGGUCAUUGGCAUGGUUCGUUAGAUGCUAGUGGUGGAGGCAAUGGAGACACCUUGGCCGAAUUUGACUUCCAUGGAGAUGAUUGGGAGUGGGGAACUUACAAAACACAGCGUGUUCUGGCAACAGGCUCAUAUAGCAAUGAUGAUGGUUUACGCCUUAAGGAGAUGCUUAUUCAAAAAGGAAACGCUACACUGCAUGCAGAUGGGACCUUAUUGGGGCCAAAAACGAAUCUUCAUUUUGCUGUUCUGAAUUUCCCUGUUAGUUUGAUACCUACCUUGGUUGAGGUUGUUGAAUCGUCAGCUAGUGAUCUUGUGCACUCUUUGAGGCAACUCUUAUCACCAAUCAAAGGCAUUUUGCACAUGGAAGGGGAUCUUAGAGGGAGUCUUGAAAAACCAGAGUGUGAUGUACAAGUUAGAUUAUUGGAUGGCGCAGUUGGUGGUAUAGACCUUGGACGAGCUGAAGUGUUUGCUUCCCUGACAUCCAACAGCCGUUUUCUCUUCAACUCCAACUUUGAACCAGUUGUCCAAAAUGGUCAUGUGCAUAUACAAGGAAGUGUUCCUGUUAGCUUUUCACAGAAAGACAACUCUGAGGGAGAAGACAGGGAAACUGAUAAAGGUGGUGCAGUGAAAGUCCCUAGCUGGGCAAAAGAAAAGGAAGAUGACGAGAAGAGAACCUCAAGGGAUAGGAGCGAAGAGGGAUGGGACAGCCAACUUGCAGAGAGUCUCAAGGGUUUAAAUUGGAAUAUCUUAGAUGCAGGAGAAGUUAGAUUGGAGGCAGACAUCAAGGAUGGUGGUAUGACAUUGUUGACAGCCAUAUCCCCUUAUGCAAAUUGGCUUCAAGGCAAUGCUGAUAUCAGGCUUCAGGUCGGUGGUACAGUGGGGAAUCCAAUUCUUGAUGGGUCUGCAUCAUUCCACAGGGCAUCUAUAUCUUCACCUGUGCUCCGUAAACCUCUCACAAACUUUGGUGGGACCUUACAUGUUAAAUCAAACAGGUUGUGCAUAACCUCAUUGGAAAGCAGGGUAAGUCGAAGGGGAAAGCUGGUUGUUAAAGGAAAUCUUCCCCUUAGGUCAAAUGAAGCAUCUAGUGGUGAUAGAAUAGAGCUCAAAUGUGAAGUUCUUGAAGUACGAGCAAAGAAUUUCUUAAGUGGUCAGGUUGAUACUCAGCUACAAAUUAGUGGAUCAAUGUUGCAGCCAACUAUAUCAGGAAAUAUUAAAUUAAGCCAUGGGGAAGCUUAUCUACCUCAUGAUAAGGGUGGUGGAGCUGCCCCGCUCAAUAGAUUGGCAGCCAAUCAAUCAAGGAUUCCAGGUGCUUCUAUUAACCAAGCAGUUGCUUCUCGAUAUUUUGCUCGAUUCUUUGGUACAGAACCGGCUUCGUCAAGGAUGAAAUUCUCCCAGACAGCUGGUGAAUCAAAUGCUGUUGAAAAGGAGAUUGAAGAAGUGAGAAUGAAACCAAAUAUGGAUAUCCGUCUGAGUGAUCUGAAACUUGUUUUAGGACCAGAGUUGAGGAUAGUGUAUCCUUUAAUCCUUAAUUUUGCCAUUAGUGGUGAGCUUGAGCUUGAUGGCAUGGCUCAUCCCAAAUAUCUAAAACCAAAGGGUAUCCUCACAUUCGAGAACGGAGAUGUCAAUCUUGUGGCUACUCAGGUACGCCUGAAAAGAGAGCACCUCAAUGUUGCAAAGUUUGAGCCUGAACAUGGACUAGAUCCUCUGUUAGAUUUAGCUUUAGUUGGUUCAGAAUGGCAAUUCAGAAUCCAAAGUCGUGCCAGCAAUUGGCAGGACAAACUUGUGGUGACUUCAACUCGUUCUGUGGAACAGGAUGCUCUCUCACCGUCCGAGGCUGCAAAAGUGUUUGAGAGUCAAUUGGCAGAAUCCAUAUUAGAAGGAGAUGGGCAACUUGCUUUCAAGAAACUUGCAACCGCAACACUUGAUGCCUUAAUGCCAAGGAUAGAAGGGAAAGGAGAAUUUGGUCAGGCGAGAUGGAGGUUGGUGUAUGCCCCACAGAUCCCAAGUUUACUCUCUGUUGAUCCAACUGUCGAUCCUCUCAAGUCUCUGGCGAGCAACAUCUCCUUUGGAACGGAAGUCGAAGUGCAGCUCGGAAAACGUCUUCAGGCCUCUGUGGUAAGACAGAUGAAAGAUUCUGAGAUGGCGAUGCAAUGGACAUUGAUUUAUAAACUCACGAGCCGCUUGCGUGUCCUCCUUCAAUCUGCGCCUUCAAAACGGUUGCUUUUUGAAUACUCUGCAACGUCACAAGACUAAAAUGCUUGUCCCUUCCUCUUUAUAUGGAUGAAGCCGUUUGUUGCAAAGGAUAGGACUGCUAGGUUGUAGUGACUUUGGUUAUUAGCAUUUGUUAUUGACAAGAAAAUUAUUUUAUUAUUUGGUCAGGUUGUUUCAUUGUUUGCUUCUUCUGGUCUGUAAAAAUUACGUUGUAAAUGUUAAGUUUUAGGGCAUACAAAAUUAUGAAAAAUCCCAGUUCAUAACUGAGACAAUGGUUACAUUUUUUUUUCCUGUAACACGAGACAAUGUCUACAAAACAGACGAAAUCUUAAAUAAGAAAGGGAGAAAUCAA